Messenger RNA from Parascedosporium putredinis, 1089 nucleotides. The record is from the annotation of a GenBank genome assembly. NCBI's taxonomy places the organism in Eukaryota, Fungi, Ascomycota, Sordariomycetes, Microascales, Microascaceae.
AUGGAGGGCCUUUUCUUUAACGUGAACAAUGGAUACCUCGAGGGCAUCAUUCGGGGAUUCAGAAACAGCCUGCUUACCGGAGCUAUGUACGGCAACCUCAAGCAGUGCGAGUCAGUGGACGCUUGCCCCUGCCUACGGCGACUUCCUAUCCGCCCUCCCCCGAACCCCUCGCCUUCCUCCCUCGCCGCGAAAACCACCGAAAAGCUCGUUUAUGAGUUCCGCUACGUGCGAGCCAACGCCUCGGGGACGCUGGCCAAGUUCAUGGAUUACCUCACCUACGGAUACAUGAUUGACAACGUUGCGCUACUGAUCACCGGCACCCUCCACGAGAGGGACACGAGCGAGCUUCUUGACCGAUGCCACCCACUCGGCUGGUUCGAGACCAUGCCUGUCCUCUGCGUUGCCUCCAACAUUGAGGAGCUCUACAACAGUGUCUUGAUUGAAACUCCGCUCGCCCCUUAUUUCAAGGGCAGUCUCAGCCACCACGAUCUCGAUGAACUCAACAUUGAAAUCGUUCGAAACACUCUUUACAAAAACUACCUCGAAGACUUUUACCAAUUCGUCAACACUCACCCCGAGAUGGCCGGCACGCCUACCUCUGAACUCAUGUCCGAGCUACUUGAGUUCGAGGCGGAUCGCCGAGCCAUCAACAUUACCUUGAACUCGUUCGGUACCGAGCUUACCAAGGCUGACCGUAACAAGCUGUACCCAACAUUUGGCAGGCUGUACCCUGAAGGUACUCUCAUGCUUUCAAGGGCUGACGAUAUCGACGGUGUGCGACUAGCCCUUAGCGGCGUCGAAGACCUUCAGAACUUCUUCUCCUCCGCCCAACUUGGCCGCGGUCCCUCGGGUCCCGGUAACAGUGACGGUCAGGAGGUGGAUGAUGGAAGCCCCAAGAGCCUGGAGGACAUGUUCUAUCACAAAGAGAUGAAGAUUUCCAAGUCCGCCUUCACAAGACAGUUCUCCUUUGCGAUUGUCUACGCCUGGGUGAAGCUUCGUGAGCAGGAAAUCCGCAAUAUCACCUGGAUUGCGGAAUGUAUUGCCCAAAACCAAAAGGGCCGCAUCGGCAACUAUAUUAGCGUGUUCUGA